This is a messenger RNA of Myzus persicae (green peach aphid), 3484 nucleotides long. Its product is annotated as RNA binding protein fox-1 homolog 2-like. The record is from RefSeq and is a predicted model, not a curated record. Gene Ontology annotation, molecular function: transcription coregulator activity; mRNA binding. Gene Ontology annotation, biological process: regulation of alternative mRNA splicing, via spliceosome; nervous system development; regulation of transcription by RNA polymerase II. Gene Ontology annotation, cellular component: SWI/SNF complex; nucleus; cytoplasm. Lineage: Eukaryota; Metazoa; Arthropoda; Insecta; Hemiptera; Aphididae. The coding region runs from base 615 to 2234 and encodes 539 amino acids. The transcript has 14 exons.
UAUCCAAUCCAUUCGUCAGAUUGUGUUUGUGCCACUGGGCGUUCGUGUCGGUUCGCAAAAUAUUUCUCAGUUUUCGUUUCACUGUGCUCACGCACGCACAAAAUCGUUAUCGUUGUUAUUUUAUUAUAAUUUUUGUCUAUCCGUGUCGCGUUGGUUAUUAUUAUUGUCAUCAUCGUUAUUAGUAUCGAAACGUAUCAAUCUUUAUUGUUUUAGUAAAAAUUCGUUGAUCUUACAUUACCUUUAUAAAUUGUUGUUCGUUGCGUUUUUUUUCCACAAAAUAUUUUAUCAUCCGCCAUCGCGCCACCGCCGUUGACGUCCGGUUUUACAAAGUAUUUUUACCGAGUAGCUCUCUUCUUCCGACGCCCGCGCCACACGUCGCCGGCUCCUGACGCGUCGUGUAAAGGUAACCCACUGCCUGCCGAUUGUUUUUCCUCUCCCGGAACCGAUCAAAGCCGAAACGAAAGCAUCGGAGACGCGCCACCGAAGUGUAGCAUGUUAGGCCGUCAGUCGUCCGCCACUCUACGUUUGUGAUAAACAAGGUUUUUCGAUACGGCCUCAAGCUGUGGACUGCAACGCCCUAUUUGAUCCCCCAUCAGGGGUUAUACUAUCCACAAAUGGUUCAAGGAGGAAUUGAUCCUUAUGCAUCACUCGCGGCAGCGUCUGGUGCAUUCCCUAUGCAACAACCCGGACAAAUGGCUGCGAUGACGCUUAAAAUGGCCAAUCCCCAACAGCCUACUCUAAUGCCGGCUACGGUGGCUACACCUCAAAAUACAGCUCCACUUCCACCUCAAGUGACUGUAGAAAGUGAUCCACCGCUGCCACCUAUUGCAUAUUCACCCCCUACUGGGCUUAAUAUGUCCAUGGCGUCAUCGCAACAACAACACCAGCAGCAUCAGCAGCAUCAGCAGCAGCAACAGCAACAGCAACAGCAGCAGCAGCAACAACAACAACAACAACAUCAGCAGCAACAACAACAACAACAACAACAACAACAACAACAACAACAACAGCAGCAGCAGCAGCAGCAGCAGCAAUCUGUUGGAUUAACCAAGUCUGAACAACAACAAAUCACAGUUACUACGGUAUCACAACCGUUGGAAUGUACUAAUGCCACAAAUGCGUUGACUACACCGGUGUCAGUAUCUGUAGCCUCACCAACGAACAUUACCAAUGUUGGCGCUGGGUCCCCUUGUUCAUCUAGUGAAGACAAAAAUAUCCAAUCAAAGAGACUUCAUGUAUCAAAUAUACCCUUUAGAUUUAGAGAGCCUGACUUGCGUGCCAUGUUUGGGCAAUUUGGACCAAUUCUAGAUGUUGAAAUUAUAUUUAAUGAGCGUGGAUCAAAGGGAUUCGGUUUUGUAACGUUUGGGAAUAGCGCUGACGCUGAUGAGGCUCGCGAACAUCUUCACGGAACAGUUGUUGAAGGCAGAAAAAUAGAGGUGAACAAUGCAACAGCUAGAGUGCAGACUAAAAAAGUAGCUGCUCCUUUGCAAUUACCAAAUGUAUUACUCUCUAGAAACGGAGUAUUGCCGAACCUUGUUUGUGUUCAGUGGCCUGAGGCCGCCGCAGCAGCACUUAGAGGGGCAGCUAUACAACGUGGACGAGCCGUAGCGGCCGCGAACGCCGUCAGGAACGCGGCCGCGAUGGCUGCAGUGGCCGCCGCUUCCAACGGCGGGUUCCCGUCGGUUGGCAAUCCAGGAUUCAACACCGCCAGACUGCCGGCGACCAGCAUUGCCGUCACGCCCAACCCGUUGCAAGCCAUCAACUCAGCUCCCGGUACUUACGCCCCUAAAAUGUGUUUCAGUGGAGUAUACUAUGAUCCAUUCCUGGCAGCCCAAGCUGCAGACAAUAACUACAGGUUACAGGCAGGAGCAGUCAAUGAGGUAGCUGCCGCAGCAGCAGCCGCGUCGCCUCUACUUAAGGCCGCAGCCGCAGCCCAAGGGACUCCAGCGUUGUCGUCCGCCGCAGCGGUGGCCCAAGCGCAACAAGCGUCCUACGUUGCCGCCGCCACGUACACGGCCGCAGCGGCCAGAGCGUACAACGCGGCGGCUGCAGCCGCCAACAAUCAGAUGGCCAACCCGGCGGCCGCCGCCGCUGCUACGUACACGGCGUUGCCAGCUGGAUAUACUGGGCGUGAAUACACCGCAGAAUCAUACUUAGCUAGUCACGGUAUCGGUCCAGUCACUGGAUACGGGCCAAUGUACCGAAGUGGCUACAACCGAUUCACCCCGUACUGAUUAUAAUAUAUAAUAUAAUGAUAUUAUCCUAUGAGAUUAUUAUAUACAUAUAUACAUUACGAUUAACUAUAAUUUUUACUCAUGAAUAUAUACAUGUGUAAUAAGGCAGCCAUAUAAAAUAAUAUAAAUAUAAAUAUAUUAUACUAUUAGAUCCAUUGAUAUACAUAUUAUAUUAUAUUUGACGACACGAUGACGAGAUCCAUCUAGAUUAUUUUAACAUCCUCCUCUCUAACACCGAGUAAGAGACUUGGUCACAAUUUCAGUAAUAUUUUUUUGAAAAAAAUCAUUAAAUACGCACACACAUAUUAUACUUAUUACAUAAUUAAUUAACUAUUGUCGUCUUCGUUGGCUUACGUCAUUGUGUCGUCUUCAAUAUUGCGUAAAAAGUAUAAUAAAAGCCGACCAACCCGACCCACACAUAAUUUACUCUUCUCCCAUGACCCGCUAAACAUUUUUUUUUUUAAUAGUUAAAUUAUUAUAGGUAUUUAUGUAUAUUAACGAUUUAGGACUUUGAAACCUCCCCGAAUUGUAUGCAUCCGAAUCUUUUGUACACCAUUUAUUUAUUUAUAUUAUUAUUUUGAUUGUUAUUACCUAUAUGAUUAUUAUUCGUUCUCCGAUUCACUUGCUCCUCUACUCAGUUUUCAAAUAUGUAUUGUUUAAAUAUAUUGAUAAGUUAUGACUAUAUGAACAAAAUAUCAUGACAAAAAAAAAAAAAACAAAAAAAAAAUUACCUUAGAUUUAGAAUGCCUACGUUUGUAUGAUAUACUAUAUAUAAUAUAUAUUUUAUUCGUUAUUAUUAUUAUUUAACGUAAAAUCGUUUGAAUCUCAAUUGAUGGACAUUCGUGAGUUGGUAGAAAUAAAAAGAAUCUCGGCAGUAAUAAUAAUUUGGAAUAAUAACAACAUCAACGAAAGGCCCUCGAACAGAGCGACGGGCGGUAGGUCGGCUUUCUCUUUUGAUUUUAUUUUUCCGUUUUUGUUUUGUAUGAAUAAAAUUUAAAGGUCGCCGCUGGCUUUUGAUUACGUUUGUUGCCAAAAUACCACCAUAGACCACGUUUGUUUUAACUGACUCGCAAUACUUCGAAUAAUUGUUGCGCACUUGUUUGUGGUCAAAACGUGUGUAUAUAUAUAUGUAUAUUGUUUUAAUUAAUAGGAAAAACCAAUCUGAAUGUUCACCAACCCCAACCAACAAACAAAUAUAAUAUAUAUACACUUAUAAAGAGCUCUCUCAAUUUGUUUGUAUGUUUUUUUUU